Messenger RNA from Zonotrichia albicollis (white-throated sparrow), 651 nucleotides. The record is from RefSeq and is a predicted model, not a curated record. NCBI's taxonomy places the organism in Eukaryota, Metazoa, Chordata, Aves, Passeriformes, Passerellidae.
GGCAGCACAAGACAGAGGAGUUCCGGAAGGUGAACGUCCUGAUGAAGGUGCCUGCACUCAAGGAUGGCUCUUUCACCUUAGCAGAGAGCAUUGCAAUCCUCCUGUACCUGGUCCAGAAAUUCAAGACUCCUGAUCACUGGUACCCAGCUGACCUGCAGAAAAGGGCCAGGGUUGAUGAGUACCUGUCCUGGCAGCACACCAACAUCCGUGCCAAGGGGAGCAAGCUGUUCUUAAGCAAGGUGCUGCUGCCUCUCAUCACAGGCCAGCCACUUCCUCCAGAGAAACUGGAGCUUGCCACUGAGGAGCUGAACGUUGCCCUGAAGGAGUUUGAGGAGAAGUUCUUGCAGGACAAGCCCUUCAUCGCAGGCAGCGAGGUCUCCCUGGCAGACCUGGUGGCACUGGUGGAGCUCAUGCAGCCCGUGUGUGCUGGCUAUGCCCUGUUUGAGGAGAGGCCGGCGUUAGCGGCGUGGCGCAGCCGGGUGGAAGAGGCUGUGGGGAAGGAGCUCUUCCUGGAAGCCCACCAGGACAUCAUGAACGUUAAGAACUUGACUGCUGACCAGUUUGCACCUGAGUUGCUGGAGAGUUUCAAGCAGCAUCUCCUAAAGCAGAAUUAAAGGGUUGUGCUCUAAUAAAAUGGAUUAUUUUUCUGAA